Molecule: messenger RNA, 1059 nt
Organism: Ambispora gerdemannii
Lineage: Eukaryota; Fungi; Glomeromycota; Glomeromycetes; Archaeosporales; Ambisporaceae
Source: the annotation of a GenBank genome assembly
AUGUCUGCAUCCGAAUCGCCUCUCGCUCGUGGAAAUGCGGGUGUGGUGUUCGCAAAGCAAAGCUUACUAGGUAGCAUACUACUUGUUAAUAGUGUCGGGGAUUUUAGACGUUCGCGUGCUUUUAGGACUGUUGGAUUGUUUGCAGGGGCAAAUCGCGGUUCUGGAGUUUCGCGGUUUGAUGAUGAAUAUGAUGCAAUAUCGUCUUUAUCUGCGACGCUCUCACAAACUCCCCGUGGUUUGGUUUGCAUUAAAAGUACUGUUUCCCGUUCACGACCCAUUACUCUUUCCGUUCAUUUUAUCCAAUUCCACGCCUACCCAUUUGCCCGGCUGGAAAUCGGUGUGGCCGACGUACCGGAUAAUGCCGCGGUCACCAUGAAUUUCGCAGCGGCAGAGGCAUAUAGAGCAGCCACAAUUUUCUUAACUAUAGAACUAUGGGACAUGUAUGCUGCUCUCUUAAUCGAGAGAAAUAGCAUAGCGAUAGCACUUCCCAAGAGCGACGUAACAUACUACCCACAAAUAGGACUAACCCGCUCCGAAAAAACCACCUACUACAAACAGCUAACCUCGCUUCCAUACUGGAAACAACCCAGCCUAAUAAUAUACGGCCGACCAACACGCGCUCCACGACUUACCUGCUCAUUCGGUUCACAGCCCAAUAAAGUGUACCGCUACUCCGGGACCACAGCGACCCUCGACUCAGUGGACUACCCGCCCCCAAUUCUGCACAUCAAAUCCAUAAUCGAAAAAAUACUCAACACGGAAUUCAAUUUUGUGUUGUUAAAUUGGUAUAAGAACGGCAAUGAUUGUAUCGGUGAGCAUUCGGAUAAUGAACGGGAGUUGAAGAAGUUGGGCGUGAUUGCGUGUGUUAGUUUGGGCGCGGAAAGGAAUUUCGUGUUGAGGAAUAAGGUGGAGAGGAGAUUGGUCAGGAAGUUGGCGUUGGCUGAUGGGUCGAUGGUUGUAAUGAAGGGAAAUACACAGGCGAAUUGGAAACAUUCGGUGCCAAGAGAAAAGAAGAUUGUUAAUGGGAGGAUUAGUUUGACUUUUCGGCAACUUGUAUGA